AUGGACAAGCCCCUGCUUUUGGGACUCUCCAUCCUGCUUGGCUGCAUUAGGAGUGAGUCUCUGGGGUUGGCGGAGAUCGCUUCUCACUUCUGUUCCUGGUUUCUUGGUCCGAUGACAGACCUCGUUCAGUGUAGAAUGUGCCACCUGCAGUUUCCAGGAGAAAGGUGUUCCAGAGGCAGAGGAGUGUGCACUGCUACAGAAGAUGAGGGUUGCGUGACUGGGAGGAUUUUCAAGAAAGAUGGGACUCUGUGGUUAACCUUCAUGGGCUGCCUGAAAAACUGUGCUAAUGUGGACAAAAUAAAAUGGAGUGUCUACUUGGUGACGUUCAGGUGCUGCAGGGUCUCUGACUUUUGCAAUGAAAAUCUGUAG
Molecule: messenger RNA, 369 nt
Organism: Enhydra lutris kenyoni (northern sea otter)
Lineage: Eukaryota; Metazoa; Chordata; Mammalia; Carnivora; Mustelidae
Product: prostate and testis expressed 1
Exons: 3
Coding region: 1-369 (122 amino acids)
Source: RefSeq, a predicted model, not a curated record